AUGGACGAAGAAACCUCAUUUACGGCCGAUGAUAAUGGUACAAAUGAUGUCGAUCGGACCGAUAACGAUCCUAGUAAUGAAGAAGAUGACAGCAGCGAUAACGAUUCAUGGUCAUCAUAUGAUAUCUUACCUUCAGAGGAUUUUGCAAAUAAUGAACAUGGUGCAGACAGUGAAAACGAAGAUGUGGACGUUGAGAAUGAACAAAAUAAUUUUGAGGAAUCGUGGGCCGAUAACUUGAGCCAGGAGGGUUCAGAUGGUCCCGGUGGUGGUGACGACGAAGCAGAGAUGGACAUUGAGGAGGCUCAAUACCAGCAGCGUGUGUUGGAGACACAUUGGAAGGUCAUGGCUAUGACUUUUCGGUCACAAGGGGAUGCAUAUAUAUUCUACAACAGGCACGCCAAAGAACAUGGGUUCAGCAUCAAAAGAGACAAGGUGAAACGAGGGAAGGGUGCUUCAGGAAUAAUACGGUUCAGGCGGUUUGUCUGCUUUAGGGCAAGGAGAAGGCAGAGGAAAUUCAUAACCAUGGAGGGUCGCACCCGCAGGCUUAGACCCGAGACUCGAUGCGAGUGCGGUGCGCAGAUGGUGGUGAAAUUGGACAGGGCACGAGGAGUUUGGUUCGUCGCGUCAUUCAUGGAUGAUCACAACCACGCGAUGGCUCGACCCGACGAGGUUCCUUUUUUGUGGUCACACAGACAGAUUGGAGAUGGCACGAGGGCAGAGAUACUGGCUAUGCAAGGGCUGGAAUCAGGAAGCAUAUAA
Molecule: messenger RNA, 759 nt
Organism: Aegilops tauschii subsp. strangulata
Lineage: Eukaryota; Viridiplantae; Streptophyta; Magnoliopsida; Poales; Poaceae
Source: RefSeq, a predicted model, not a curated record